AUGGAGGUGGCAAUAAGCAGCAGCACACAGUGUCUCAUUAGGUCAUUGCAAGGCGCUCUCAUCGUGUCCAAGCAAUCAUCGUGUCCAAGCAAUCAAGCAUCUGGAGUGAGACUCAACAAGGCUGUACAUCAUCCAGGGCCACAUUGUUGGGCAAAUGACGCUGAAACCUGCUUGCCUUGUUACCUCAGCCAGAUGAACACAUACGCACUAGACUUUGUAAACAAGGCUUGGCAUUUGUGCUUGCUGCUCAUCUUAUGCUUUCACCUGGCAUUGGGUGGUGUUCCUGGUCCAUGCCGACACUCGAUAACACAGCAGCAUCUUCGGAGCCUUAAUCGCCUUAUUGACAAUCAGUUGGAUCAUGGGUGUUUUAUAAUUUAUCAGUUCACUGAACAUUUGAAUUUGAGUAAAGUCUGUUACGUCAAAGCAGCAAUCCCGCAAGUACUUGAGCUUCUGAGAACACAAUUCCAUUAUGCUAGGAACUCAGACAACAGAAGAUAUAUCAACACCCUCGAAAAGGCUAUCUACUAUCUUUACUCCCAAGGAUGUAUCUCUGAGAUAAAUGAAGAAAUUGAGGACAGUCCAUCAAGGUUGAUAAAGAUGGUGGAAACCUCACCAAAGGAAGCUCUGAAAAAAGUCCACCACGUCUUCCAGAUGUAUAUGAAACUGAUGACAUUAAGCGCUAAUCCAGUGGACUGGAACUGUCAAUCUGAAUAUGCUGCUGGAGGUUAUUUAAAUACCACACAAAUGACCAGCACUACAGAUGACGAUUUAUUCGGCACAGCAGACGUUGGUGAUGACUCGGUUGGGAGCUCGACACUCAUCACGAAAGAAUGGGUCUUCUCCUUGGAGCUUUGA
Nerophis lumbriciformis (worm pipefish) is the source of this 855-nucleotide messenger RNA. The record is from RefSeq and is a predicted model, not a curated record. NCBI's taxonomy places the organism in Eukaryota, Metazoa, Chordata, Actinopteri, Syngnathiformes, Syngnathidae.